Messenger RNA from Caretta caretta (loggerhead turtle), 1054 nucleotides. Lineage: Eukaryota; Metazoa; Chordata; Testudines; Cheloniidae. The record is from RefSeq and is a predicted model, not a curated record.
GAAGGAGGGAUGGAAGGAGGGAUGGAGGGCUGUGUGGGAUGGAAGGAGGGAUGGAUGGAUGGAGGGCUGUGUGGGAUGGAAGGAGGGAUGGAGGGCUGUGUGGGAUGGAAGGAGGGCUGGAGGGCUGUGUGGGAUGGAAGGAGGGCUGGAUGGAUGGAGGGCUGUGUGGGAUGGAAGGAGGGAUGGAAGGAGGGCUGGAGGGCUGUGUGGGAUGGAAGGAGGGAUGGAGGGCUGUGGGGGAUGGAAGGAGGGCUGGAGGGCUGUGUGGGAUGGAAGGAGGGAUGGAGGGCUGUGUGGGAUGGAAGGAGGGCUGGAGGGCUGUGGGGGAUGGAAGGAGGGAUGGAUGGAUGGAGGGCUGUGGGGAUGGAAGGAGGGAUGGAGGGCUGUGGAGGAUGGAAGGAGGGAUGGAGGGCUGUGUGGGAUGGAAGGAGGGAUGGAAGGAGGGCUGGAGGGCUGUGUGGGAUGGAAGGAGGGAUGGAGGGCUGUAGGGGAAGGAGGGCUGGAAAGAGGGUUGGAGGGCUGUGGGGGAUGGAAGGAGGGAUGGAGGGCUAUGGGGGAUGGAAGGAGGGCUGGAGGGCUGUGUGGGAUGGAAGGAGGGAUGGAGGGCUGUAGGGGAAGGAGGGCUGGAAAGAGGGUUGGAGGGCUGUGGGGGAUGGAAGGAGGGAUGGAUGGAUGGAGGGCUGUGUGGGAUGGAAGGAGGGAUGGAGGGCUGUGGGGGAUGGAAGGAGGGAUGGAGGGCUGUGGAGGAUGGAAGGAGGGCUGGAGGGCUAUGGGGGAUGGAAGGAGGGCUGGAGGGCUGUGUGGGAUGGAAGGAGGGCUGGAGGGCUAUGGGGGAUGGAAGGAGGGCUGGAUGGAUGGAGGGCUGUGUGGGAUGGAAGGAGGGCUGGAGGGCUGUGGGGGAUGGAAGGAGGGCUGGAGGGCUGUGUGGGAUGGAAGGAGGGCUGGAUGGAUGGAGGGCUAUGGGGGAUGGAAGGAGGGAUGGAGGGCUGUGGGGGAUGGAAGGAGGGCUGGAGGGCUAUGGGGGAUGGAAGGAGGGAUGGAGGGCUGGCUGUAG